Chlamydomonas reinhardtii is the source of this 1407-nucleotide messenger RNA. RefSeq lists its product as uncharacterized. Lineage: Eukaryota; Viridiplantae; Chlorophyta; Chlorophyceae; Chlamydomonadales; Chlamydomonadaceae. Gene Ontology annotation, molecular function: oxidoreductase activity. The transcript is spliced from 9 exons. The coding region runs from base 189 to 983 and encodes 264 amino acids. The record is from RefSeq and is a predicted model, not a curated record.
CAAUAAUACAAGUUGUUGCAGUGCGGUCUGAAAGCCUCUGACGUGCCCUUACUGCCACUGUCUCCUCGCGUGGUGUCACCAAAACGAUUUCCACGUAGUGCAUUUAGAGCACAUAUAUAGUCUACGUAUCAAAGCGGAAAGGCGAAAGGCAGAACCGGCGCCUUGGCACUGGUUGACGCAGCUGCAAAAUGGCUCCAAGUGACGAAUCGCCCAGCGGCGCGAACUGCAGGCGGCUGGAGGGAAAGGUUGCGCUGGUAACCGCAGCGACCGCGGGCAUCGGCCUGGCGACGGCUGAGCGGCUUGCACAGGAGGGCGCCAGCGUCUUCAUCUGCAGCCGCAAGGCGAGCAAUGUGGAAGAGACGGUGGCAGCUCUGCGGGGCCGCGGCUUGGAGGUGUCGGGCUGUGCUUGCCACGUGGGCAGCGCGGAGCAGCGGAAGCAGCUUGUGGAGGCAUGUGUCCAGAAGUACGGUGGCAUGGACAUCUUGGUCAGCAACGCCGCCGUGAACCCGGGCGCGGGCCCGCUGGCCGAGACCAGUCCGGACGUAAUCGACAAGAUACUGGACAUCAACGUCAAGGCGGCGGUGCUGCUGGUGCAGGCGGCGCUGCCGCACCUGCGCAAGCGGCCCGGCGCCUCCAUCGUGUUCGUGUCGUCAGUCACCGCCUUCAACCCGCCCGAGCCUAUCGCCAUGUACGCUGUCAGCAAGACCGCACUGCUGGGGCUGACCAAGGGCCUCGCUGCGGAGCUGGGGCCAGAGGGCAUUCGUGUCAAUUGCGUGGCACCCGGCAUCGUACCCACCAAGUUCAGCGCCGCGCUGGUGGAGACCCCCGAGCUGGCCGCGCAGCAGGCCAGCACCACCAUGCUCAAGCGCCUGGGCCGGCCGCAGGAGCAGGCAGCGGCCAUCGCCUACCUGGUGUCGCCUGACGCCGCCUACGUGACCGGCGAGACGCUGGUGGUGUCGGGGGGCAUGCACAGCCGCCUGUGAGGACUAGGCGGUGGGGUGGAGGUGGAGGAGGUGGUGGAGGUGGAGGUGGAGGAGGAGGUGGAGGAGGGGGGCUGUUAUAGUUACAGUGCUUGGCGAAGCAUGGUAGGUAUCCUUGCAAGCCCGGGGGCGAUGGAUUCGCAGGCGAGGUGGUGGGGGGUACCGCGACACUGGGGAAGGGUGAAGGGCAUGCGAUGGGACAGGUGAAGGGCGGCGAAAUGCUGCGACGGUCAAGGGAGUAAAGCGCAGGCAGGCCGCAGGCGCAGUAACGAAGUGGGCGAGCAAGUGAACGGGGCACAUCAGGUUCCUUGAAUGGUAUGAGAAUGGAUACAUACCGUACUGCCAAAAAGGUUUCGUUUUAUUAAAGUUCGGGAGGGCUGCUAAAUAUUGCUGGAAUAAAUUCGAUACUUUUUAAGUUCGUGGGCGG